AGCUGCCGCCUGGGGCACAACCACGACAACCUCCAUUCUCCACAACCCCCCGGGCCCUCUGUCCCCAUCCCCGUCCCCUGUCCCUAUCGCCCCCGCUUCUCGUCCGUCCCCCCCCCCCACCCCGCGAUCCGCGGAACUCCGCGCCGCCCGCCCCGCCCGGCACCUCCCGGCGGCCCCGGCGGCCGCGGCCUACCCGCUCCCCUUCUCCCGGUGCCGCUCCCCGGUGCCGCUCCCCGCCGCUAUGUCCCGGGGGCCGGUGCGGGUGCUGCGGCUGGGGCUGCGGCCCUACGCCGAGGCGCUGCGGGUGCAGGAGCGCUGCGUGGCGGCGGUACGGGCGGCGCGGCCCGGCUCCGGCUCCGUCCCCAGCUCCGUCCCCGGGGAGAGCGUGGUGCUCAGCGAGCCGGCGGAGCCCGUCUACGCCUGGGGCCUGCGGGGCGCCCCGGAGGCGGAGGCGGCUGCGCGGCUGCGGGCGCGGGGAGCGGGGCUGGUGGCGGCGCGGCGCGGGGGGCAGAUCACCUUCCACGGGCCCGGGCAGCUCCUCGCCUUCCCCGUCCUCGACCUGCGCCGCCGCCGCCUCCCGUUGCGCGGUUACGUGGCGGCGCUGGAGGAGCUGAUCCUGCGGCUCUGCCGCCGCUUCGGCCUGGCCGCCGCCCGCGCCCUCCCGCCGCCCUUCACCGGCGUCUGGAUGGGCGACAGCAAGCUCUGCGCCAUCGGGGUGCACUGCGGGAACCACAUCACCUCCCACGGGCUGGCGCUGAACUGCUGCACCGACCUCACCUGGUUCGACCACAUCGUUCCCUGCGGGCUGGAGGGGAAAGGCGUCACCUCGCUGAGCCACGAGCUGGGGCGGCACGUCACCGUCGACCACAUCCUCGAGCCCUUCCUCGACUCCUUCCAGGAGGUGUUCGACUGCACCUUGGUCUGCUCCGAAGACCCUGGGGACUAGAAGAGCCGCGGCACCUUGGCUGGGUGUUUUGGCAAACCCUCGGUAUGGCUGACGAACGGCAACGGCAGCCACCUGGGGCUUUAUUGCGAGACGAGCUCUCGUGCCGGUGCCUAUAGACUGUGCGUGAACGGUGGCACAGAGGUUUGGGCUGUUGCUUAAACAUCCAAACCUCCAUCAGGGCUGCUCUCCCCAGCCCCGCGGGUCUCUGUCCCUCGGCAGAGAUCUCCAAGGGUACCACGUCCCCGUCGUUCGCUGGGGAAAUGCCCAUGCAGGCAGUUCUGUGUGUUUUUAAUGCCUCUCUCCCCAAAAAAUCCGAAAUUCGGGUGAACACUCACGUGCCUUUUGGACAAGAGGAAGAGGGACUGGUUGGUUCAGUGUCGUUCCCUCGCUGCCACAUAAAAAGAAGCUGAUUUGUAUAAAGAGAGUUGCUGGGAACUUUGGCUGCUGAUCCUUUGCUCGUUUAUUUACCCCACGGCUUUAUGAAUAAUGACCUUUUCCUCGCCCUGCGCCUGCAGAAAUCCUCGCAAAGAUCCUUGCCGUGGUGUCAGGGCGGAAAAAUCGCUGAUAAGAGGCUGUAAAUGGUGGUUAAGAGGCCACCAGAGCGAUGCCAACGCGGUGGGAAUGCGGGAGGAGGAGGGGAAGGGGUCGGGGUGCCUGAGGAGAGGAGCUGCAGCCGUCGCAGACCCCAUGGGACCACGCAGCGUGGGAUCGAGUGUUUCAGCUGGGUGAUGGGGACCUGCGCCCGCCAGGUCUGUGGUGCCUGAGGAGAUGUCACCAGGGUUUGUGCAGGCGGCAUCAGCUCCUCCAAAAUCACUGUUCCGGUCGCAGCGUCGGUGUGGGCUCGCAGCAGCCGUCCCGGGCGAAGGGACGCAGCCACCCCCGGGCUCCGAUGGCACUGGGGUGCGUGCCCGUGAAUGCAAACCUAUA
Messenger RNA from Grus americana (Whooping crane), 1873 nucleotides. RefSeq names its product lipoyl(octanoyl) transferase 2 (gene LIPT2). Gene Ontology annotation, biological process: protein lipoylation. The transcript has 2 exons. Gene Ontology annotation, cellular component: mitochondrion. NCBI's taxonomy places the organism in Eukaryota, Metazoa, Chordata, Aves, Gruiformes, Gruidae. The record is from RefSeq and is a predicted model, not a curated record. Bases 242 to 946 code for a protein of 234 amino acids. Gene Ontology annotation, molecular function: lipoyl(octanoyl) transferase activity.